This is a messenger RNA of Rhodofomes roseus, 1877 nucleotides long. Its product is annotated as Rft-1-domain-containing protein. The transcript has 4 exons. Gene Ontology annotation, cellular component: endoplasmic reticulum membrane. Gene Ontology annotation, biological process: glycolipid translocation; dolichol-linked oligosaccharide biosynthetic process. Bases 38 to 1651 code for a protein of 537 amino acids. NCBI's taxonomy places the organism in Eukaryota, Fungi, Basidiomycota, Agaricomycetes, Polyporales, Fomitopsidaceae. The record is from RefSeq and is a predicted model, not a curated record.
CUGCUCUCCGCCACCGAGCGCGCGAGAGGCGUGUACGAUGGCCUCCGACAACCCACCACAGCCAGAUCUCCUCAGCAACGCGCUCGCUUCCGCAUCGUCCCUCGUCCUCCUCCAGUUCUUCUCUCGUGUCUUUACAUUCAUCCUCAACCAGGCUCUCGUGCGCUAUGUCUCGCCCCAGGUCUUUGGCACGGCUGCGAUCCAGUUCGAGCUCCUGCUCUCCACCAUCCUCUUCCUCUCUCGGGAAGGCGUCCGAAACGCCCUCCUCCGCUCAUCUGCCAGCUCCGUGGCAAGGUCUUCGAACAAGGACAGCCAAUCACUCGUGGCGAACAUAACCAUCCUACCAACCCUGCUGGGCAUACCCGCUGCUAUCCUCAUAGCCUUCCUCUAUGUCGCUAGCACUUCCGCAUCCACUGCCUCGCAGCCGCACUUCCAUUUGAGCGUGGCCAUAUAUGCUGUUGCAGCCUCUCUGGAACUGCUCUCUGAACCUCUGUAUAUCCGCGCGCAGAACGAGCUGCGCUUCAACCUUCGCGUCAGGGCCGAAGGCAUCGCUGUGGUCAUGAAGACAACUGUAGCGUUCGCCGUCCUUGUAAUCGGCGAUGCUGAAUGGGCCCUCGUCGCCUUUGCGUUGGGGCAGGCUGCAUUUGGUCUCGCGGUUCUGUCGACAUACCUUCACGCUUAUGGUCAAGGGAUCGGACUCUGGCCAAAGAAAAUCACCUCCGAGGUGCAUGGCAACGUGUCUUCCAAGUAUUUUGAUCCCUCUCUGCUUAGUCUGUCCGCUGCCAUGACAGGUCAGUCCGUAGUAAAGCACUUCCUCACUGAGGGCGACAAGUUCCUCGUCUCGCGGCUGAGUCCUCUGGCGGACCAAGGCGGCUACGCGGUUGCGUCAAAUUACGGCUCCCUGGUCGCCCGUAUGGUCUUCCAGCCAAUAGAGGAAACGUCCAGGGUGUUCUUCUCCAAGAGCCUCACAGAUCAGAAACAGGACCCCGCAGCCCUGCGCUCUGCCGCGAACGUGCUUCUCGCGCUCCUACUCCUCUUCACGCACCUCCUCCUGCUUCUCGUCACCUUUGGCCCGCCGUACCUCCCGCUCGCGCUCGCGAUCGUCCUCCCCCCGAAGUACCUCCACACGUCCGCGCCGACGAUCCUGCGCACGUACAUCUACUACAUCCCCAUGAUGGCCUUCAACGGCGUCCUCGAGGCGUUCUUCGCGUCCGCUGCAGCCCCCGCGGACCUCCACCGCCAGAGCCGCUGGCUCUUCGCGUUCUCGCUUGGCUUCGUCGCGGUCGCGGUCGGCCUUGCGAAGGGCGCGGAAUUGGGCGACGCGGGCUUGGUGUGGGCUAAUGUCGUCAACCUUCUGUGCAGGGCGUUGUAUGCGUGGCGAUUCGCGCUGCGGUUCUUCCGCGAGAGGAGCGGGCAGAGCUUGGUUGGGUGGAGGACGGUCGUCCCGCCUGUACCGGUGCUCGUGGUGUUUGCGUGCGCUGCGGGGGCGACCAGAUGGAGCGAACGAGUCUUCGCGGAUGUGCCGCUUCGUCUUACCCACCAAGUCGGGCAUAUCGCAACGGCCGUGUGCUGUCUCGCCGGAUGUCUCUUGGCGUGUUUCGUGUUUGAGAGGAGGACCUUUGUUCAGUUGUUCUCGUCACUCCGGAAGCGAUGAUUGGCCGAUGUAGCAGUUGUACAUUGUCUGUACGCAUCAUGGCAUGUACAAUUACACCCCGGAGUGUGAUACCUUCUGCGUUGCAUGGCCUAGGUGUUGUGUCCGCCGCGUUGUUCCCUCAUUACUCUCUCAUACAUGAUGUGACAGUGGUGCAACGGAUACGUCUCGUUCUCUCAUGAGUAAGUAUACACUACGGUCCAGUGUAAACGUGAGUGAAUUACGCGAG